Messenger RNA from Metarhizium acridum CQMa 102, 3417 nucleotides. RefSeq lists its product as uncharacterized. Gene Ontology annotation, biological process: heterochromatin formation. The record is from RefSeq and is a predicted model, not a curated record. Gene Ontology annotation, cellular component: ESC/E(Z) complex; nucleus. NCBI's taxonomy places the organism in Eukaryota, Fungi, Ascomycota, Sordariomycetes, Hypocreales, Clavicipitaceae. Gene Ontology annotation, molecular function: chromatin binding; protein binding; histone H3K27 methyltransferase activity.
AUGCACAUGCUUCGCGACAUCAAUGGACAACUGCCACUGGAGUCGGAUCGUCCCGAAUUUGUGGAAGCUGCAACCCUUUCGUCCCGUCUCGAAGCCUUUGGCAACCGAAAGCCGAGUGACCACCAAUCGAACUUCGGCAGAGCCCCGAUCAGCCCGACGCCACUGCGACGACAGCCCGACGCGGCCCCAGGCCUUUCUCAUCGCACACUGCCUCUUCCGACUUCAUUUGGACGUGACUCGGCGCCUUCGACCUCGAACGGCGUGUGUGACAGCCCUUCGGGUGAUGAUUCCCUAGAGUCUGCCUUCAGCAUGGCGCGACAUACCACACCCCCCCGGCCGCCUCCUCCGCCGUCGCAUCCUGGAUCAGAAGCGCCUGCCAUCAACGGCACGACCCCAAAGGCUCAAACAGACUCCAAUGCAGAUUGGACGAUACCAAAAAUCAUAAGCCAGCUCAACAUCUACCGACAAGAUGUCAAGGAAGGCCAUGCGAAGCUCAUCGGGUACAUCUUGGAGUCUACCAAGGCUACCGAACGGAGGAUUCGCCAUGGACGCGACCUUUUUGCAAAUAUUCGCACCCCUGUUCUUACGGAGAAGAAAAGCACCACCAUGCGCAUCAAAUCCAAGCAACAUCUCAAGGGAAAGCGAGACCAGCGAGAAGCACACUAUACCCCGAUAUGCACCAAAACGAACAAAGAGCGUGUGCCGCCUUACCGAUUCCACCACGUCGAAAUAAAAAAGAACGUCCUUACUCCCAACACGAUGCUGACAUUUGUGCCACAUCUGCGAGACUUGGAAAGCUCUGAAGAGACCAAGUAUAAUCUUUGGCUCAAGGAGCUGGAAGACAUUGACCUCAAGUCUGGGUUCAAACCUAUGAACCGCGAAGACAAGCAGCAGCUGACUAUCCAGGGCGAGAGGGCAGCAACUGUGUCGCUAUAUUUGGAUACGUGGUUAGAAAACAUGGCCAUCCCUGGCUGCGACAAGUCGGCAUUGAUUAGCUAUAUGGCCGCCCGAGAACCGGAUUACGCCAUCACACCUCAGCAAAAGUCCGACAUUCUGAAUUCUCACCGCAACAUUGAAAAUGCCGUUCCGGGUGCCAACAAGGCAGCGCAAAUGUUUACCGAUGCCUUUCAUCAGGUAUUUAAAACCGCUCAGCCGGCAUCAAAACAAAUUGAGCUCCGAAGAGUGUUAAUGAUGGAUGAGGCUGUGGACAACAUCAUGGAUUCGAAGCCGAUUGCAAAGGAUGCCACCAGCCCACAACUUCACGACGAGGAUGAGGAUGAGUUGGCCGAGUCCAACUUGGCUACGUAUUGCAUUUUGGGCUGCCUAAUUUGUUUCAGUCAUUCAUGUGACCAUGGCGAGUACGACAACAAAAAUAUGAAGCGCACAUUUUCCAUAUCAUCAUGCUCACACCUCUCUGACGCCCUGAAGCAGAGACGCAACGGCAUGGAACGUGACCGUGCGUCGCCCAUCAAACCGUGUCGGCGACAGUGUUACCAGAGAGCCGCUGACCAUGUACGCAUGCAUUUGCACCCUCGCCCAUGGUUAGAAGAUGAGAGAAUCGUUUUACGAUCAAUCUUUACAACCGCCAGCCACAGCAACUACACGGGGGACCCCAUCUGUCUAGCGGCUGAAUUUUUGAACCGGCAUUGCGAUGAAGUGUACACCGAGUUCAAAUCCAUGGGGAUCUCGCUGCCUCAACCGGAGCCUCCCGAAGCACCGAGGAUAAAGAAUCUGUCAUGGUACGACCGACGACGAAAGGCCCUGUUAGGAGACUGGCAAGAUCACACAACUAGCCAUGCCCACCAACGUCGGGAAAAUCUGGAACCCUGUUCUCACGAAGGCCCAUGUGUGCCAGGAGUCUGUACCUGUGUAGAUGCCGACGUACUUUGCGAAAAGUUUUGCGGGUGCACGGUGGAAAACUGCGCUUACAAAUUUACUGGGUGUGCUUGUCAUUCACAAGGCAAGACCUGUUUAGAUAACAAGAAGGACAAGCCCUGCAUAUGUGUGCAGUUGAAUCGUGAAUGCGAUCCUCAACUGUGUGGCUCCUGUGGUGCCCUGGAGCGUGCCGACCCUCUCAACGCGGAUGACGCGGAGCUUCAUGCAACAGGUUGCCAAAACUGCGAUUUGCAGAGGGGGGUUGGAAAAUUGCUGCUGCUGGGCCAAAGUCAGCUUGAUGGCGUUGGUUAUGGCCUGUUUACGGCGGAGGACAUUGCUCAGGAUGAGUUCAUCAUUGAAUACGUUGGCGAGCUGAUUACGCAUGACGAAGGCGUACGACGUGAAGCCCGCCGAGGCGAUGUGUUUGACGAGGAGUCCAAUGUGUCUUAUGUCUUUACGCUUCUAGAAAACGAAGGCAUCUGGGUUGACGCCGCGAUCUAUGGCAACUUGAGUCGCUACAUUAACCACGCGUCAGAACAUGACAACCGUGGGUGCAAUAUUACGCCGAGGAUCCUUUACGUGAAUGGGGAGUAUCGAAUCAAGUUCACCGCCAUGAGAGACAUCGAGGCAGGAGAGGAGCUGUUCUUCAACUACGGCGAGAACUUCCCCAAUCUGACGAAAAAGCUGCUAGACCACAAGGCGGCAGGCAAGCCAGAAACGAAGAACAAAGCCGCAAAGUCGCGUCGACCCGAGAAUUCUGAGACGAUUGCCCGCAAGGCCACAAAGGCUGACAACACCAAGCGACGGCCGGGCCGACCGCGAGUGAAGCGAGACCUACCUCCUGGCUUCGCGCUUGAGGCAGUGGAUAUGGACCCGGGGCCGGGGCCUCAACCACGCAAACGCAAGCGGCGACUGCAAGAUGAUGGCGACGAGGAGGACUAUGAUGGGGUAGUCUCAGUGAAAGCGGCGAAUGGGGACGGAGGCGGAGGCAGACGCGAGUCGGAGGACCCAGGUUCGGCAUCCAGAUUACGCAGAAGGGUCCGGACGAGCACGGAAACACCAACAAAGCGGAUUGAGCCGCCGAAAAAGACACGAGGCAAGCGAGGCGGAGCACGGCCAGGUAGUGGAAGGCCUAGAAAACACCCACGACCGGUGCCUAAGCCAGCCCUAGCCUUGGAGUCCAAGGGUGACGAUGGACCGACUGUAGCUGGCCAUGCUGCUCCCAGUUCAGGCCCAGAGAAUGAGACAACACCCGCACCUGCACCCGUGUCUGUAUCAGCAUCGGUAUCGACGAGGCAUGCGAGUACACCGGAACCAAAGCGCAUCACCAGGAAUUCAGAAAAGAUGGAUAUGGAGAUUGCGGAUAGCGAGGAUAAUAUGUCAAACGCAGCAUUGAGGAGCAGUGGAGCGAAGACGACAGAUGUGAGUGCGGCGCGGGAAGACGACGACGAUCAAGACGUGGUGAUUCGGCAGCGAAGCGAUAGAGCGUCGAGGACCAGACGGCCGCCAGCCAAGUUUAGAGAUGAUGAUAUUUGGAACUGA